AUGUUGCAAGUGCCAAACAAGCCUCCCCACACCUGGCCCGUAUGCCUGGUGUCACCAUCUGGGGACACAAAGCCUCAAGGUGGAGAAGCGUCCUUGCUCCUCUGCUGUGCAAGCAGAAGAGCAAGCCGCCAGCGCGGGGAAGGAAGCACGGAGAGAGCUGGGGGUGGCACAGCACGCACGACACACCUGCCCAGGCAGAGGACCGACCACCUCGCCAUGGCUCCGGGUGCCUUGAAGAAGAUGCGGGGCAGCAUGGAGGUGGCCCUGACCAGCCUCUGCGCCGUCAUGCUCUGCUGCGGCCCCGUGCUGGCUGGCUGCCGCCGUGUGACCUUCUUCCCAGCUGUGUUAACUCUCCCUGCAGGCGACUCAGCCACUUUCUUCUGCAAUAUCUCUACGGACAACGACUCUGGCUCAGAGUACAGCCUCAACUGGUACAAAGAGACCAACCACAGCCAAGCCCAAAAAAUUGCUGAGAUCAGCCGGAACAACCUCCAGACGAAGACGGAGAAGUACUUGCUCACCAACCACACUCCUGCCUUCAAGAUCGAGAUCCUGAACCUUCACCAGAACGACUCGGGCUCCUACUACUGCGGGCUGAUCACCUUCUUUGAACCCAAUAAAGUGAUGGAGAGCAACCGGUCCCAGCUGGUGGUCACAGCAGCCCCUGAGAAGACAAAUGCCACUGACGAGCCCAAGAUGGAGGAAGGCAAUCCCCCAGACCACAUCAAGGCUGUGCUUGUGGGCACCCUGCUGCUGGCCGGGGCAGUUGUGCUGCUGAUCUUUGGCUACCUCACUGUCACGUACAGGAGAGGAGAUAUGCAGAAACCACCAAGUGAAAACGCGCCAGCGAAGGACAAGAAGCCCCCCAUGGUGUCUGUGUCCAUCGUGGACUACGGCGUGCUGGAGUUUCAGUGGGACCAGCGCACCCCAGUGCCCCCCGAGACCCGUCCAGUCGACCAGACCGAAUAUGCCACCAUCGUCUUCCCAGAGGAGAAACCCACCACACCGGAGCGGGGGAAGAAACACCAGGACGAGAGGACUUGGCAGCUGCAGCCACAGCCCUGCUGA
This is a messenger RNA of Gavia stellata (red-throated loon), 1068 nucleotides long. RefSeq names its product programmed cell death 1 (gene PDCD1). The record is from RefSeq and is a predicted model, not a curated record. Gene Ontology annotation, cellular component: membrane; external side of plasma membrane. Lineage: Eukaryota; Metazoa; Chordata; Aves; Gaviiformes; Gaviidae. Gene Ontology annotation, biological process: negative regulation of immune response; positive regulation of T cell apoptotic process.